AUGCGGCGUCUCUCGCAGACAUGGAAGCAGAAGAGAACGUCGGACCGAAGUCAACAUGUCUUCAAACAAAGAAUUACUAACGUCCAUGAACUGAAAAAUGAAAAGGAUAACCAAAGCAACUCCAAGGUCAACCAACAAGUUGUAAAUGCACCAUCUCCAAGUGUGUCAUUCAACUUGUCAUUUGGCUUUGAGUUUGAUGCUGCCGAUUUCUCAGAAGUUGACAAAAUCGUCGACCAACACCUCCAUUGUGACCCUGUGCCACAGUCCCCUCUGAAAUCUUCAAAUGGUGUCUUUAAAGGAAAUGUUACUCCUAAGCCAGCUGGACUGGUUUUUACUCCACCAUCCACCACCAACGGGAAAAGCGGAUCUGUACCAAACAAGUUUGGCCGUGCCAGGGAGCGCAUCUCAACACCAAUUGAAGACUCGGAGAAUAUGGCACUGUUUUCUUCUGCUCAUUCUCCUGUGUUUUCACCUGUCACUGGUGCUUUUCAACAGUUUGAAAACAGUAACUUGGUAUACUCGGCGCCGACAAGUGCAGGAAAGACAAUGGUUGCAGAGCUGCUGAUGUUAAAACGAGUGUUAGAGACAAAGAGGAAAGCGCUCUUCAUUCUGCCUUUUAUCAGCGUGGCGCGUGAGAAAAUGUUUUAUCUCCAGCGUCUAUACCAAGAGGCAGGGGUGCGAGUAGAGGGGUACAUGGGCAGCCACGCCCCACCCGGGGGCUUUGUUUCUGUUGACAUUGCAGUGUGCACGAUAGAGAAAGCCAACAGUCUGCUUAAUCGUCUGCUGGAGGAGAAUAAAGCUCUGUCUUCUUUGGGAAUUGUAGUCGUGGAUGAAAUGCACAUGAUUGGCGAUUCACACAGAGGAUAUUUACUGGAACUGUUUUUGACCAAAAUACGAUACAUCGCUGGCUACAAGGGAGGAAACAGUAAUGUGGCAAGCGAAGAAACGACGCCAGCGAUACAAAUAGUCGGCAUGAGCGCGACCUUACCCAACCUGGACAUGCUCGCCAAGUGGUUGUCCGCUGACUUGUACUUCACGGACCACAGGCCAGUCCCACUGAAGGAAAUGGUCAAAGUAGGAUCGGCACUCUAUGACGCUAACAUGGAGAAGAUUCGAGAAAUCAGUGCUGGAACCGUUAAAGGGGACGAAGAUCACGUGAUACCCCUGUGUAAGGAAACCAUUGUUGACGGGCACUCGGUGUUAAUCUUCUGUCCAACAAAAAACUGGUGUGAAAAACUAGCCGAGACCAUCGCCAAGCAUUUUGCAGAAAUCGGAAACUUGGCUUUUCAGGAGGGGACCGACAACAAUGUUCAGGGUGGUGGGUUUGUGAAGGCAUCUGCGCUCGUCACGUUUGAUUACGCCGCAUUGAGGGAGGUCAUAGAACAGUUAAAACGCACCCAAGUAGGAUUGGACUCGAUGCUGGCACGUAUGGUUCCACAUGGAGUGGCAUUUCAUCACGCAGGGCUCACUUUUGAUGAGAGGGACAUUAUAGAAGGAGCCUUUAGGCAGGGGUCCAUUCGCGUACUUGUGGCGACCUCUACACUGUCUUCAGGAGUAAAUCUUCCCGCUCGUCGUGUUAUUAUUCGCACGCCAAUGUUUCAUGGCAAGCUAGUGGAUGCUCUGAUCUACAAACAGAUGGCUGGCCGCGCAGGCCGCAAAGGAGUCGAUGCCCUGGGCGAGAGUGUACUGAUGUGUAAACCCGCUGAACGACAAAAGGCGGCUUCGCUGUUGAAUUCUCGACUGAAAGCCGUGCAAAGUUGUUUGCUGGGUAAGGAAGACAAUGGUGGAAUCAAGCGUGCACUCCUUGAGGUCAUCGCCAGCGGAGUGGUCACCAGGCCUCAGGAUGUAGAGCGUUACUCGGCCUGCACAUUCUUCGCCUCAGUCCCCGCGCGGCAAGACGUAAAUGACACGGAUGCCGUCAUCAAGAAAACCGUGAAAUUUCUGGUGGAAAACGAGUUUGUUCGUUUACAAAGAUGCGAUGAUACGAAGACGGAAGAAAACAACGAUGAAACGGAGGAGAGAUACGUACCCACUCAGCUUGGUUUGGCCACAUUAUCAUCCGCUCUUUCUCCCGGUGAAGCUCUGGUUGUGUUUGCUGAGGUCCAGAAAGCGCGCAAGUGCUUCGUGCUCGAAAGUGAACUGCACAUUAUAUACCAGGUGACACCAAUCUACAUACAAGAUCAAUGGCCCAGUAUAGAUUGGUACCAGUACCUGCGCAUCUUUGAGCGUCUGCCUGCAAACAUACGCCGUGUGGCAGACCUGGUAGGAGUAGAAGAAGGCUUUCUUGCCAGAGCUGUGCGAGGCCGCGUUCUAACGCGCACCGAGGAGCAGCGCCAAUCCCUUGCCGUGCAUCGCCGAUUUUACGCGGCAUUGGCUCUUCAAGAUCUCGUACAUGAAGUACCACUUAAUGUAGUUGCCAGGCGGUACGGAGCAAACCGCGGAAUGCUACAAUCUUUACAAAGUUCUUCUGCAACGUUCGCGGGAAUGGUGACCGUGUUCUGCGAGAAGCUCGGUUGGACCAACAUAGAGAUGCUUCUGUCGCAGUUCCAGAGCCGUUUAUCUUUUGGCGUCGAGCGAGAGCUUUGUGACCUGGUACGAAUAUCGCUUUUAAAUGCCGCGCGUGCGCGUAUGCUGUACAACGCUGGCUACCACACCAUCGCUUCCGUUGCAGCAGGGCCUCCGUCUGAAAUCGAGAAUAUCUUGCACAACGCUGCGCCAUUUGUCAGCGGACGCAAGCGAGGUCAGGAGACUGAGACCGAGGUACGUGAACGUAGCGAGGCACGGGUGAUUUGGGUCGCAGGGAGGAGAGGGCUCACUGAAGGAGCGGCUGCAAAGCUCAUUGUUGGUGAGGCAAAGCAACUGUUACAAGCUGAUGUGGCGCAGCUCGGAAUUCAGUGGAAACCGUCAGAGAUUGGAGAAAAUACUGGAGGUCAAGGCAGUCGAGAUCAAUUGAAUUCUUCCGGCGUGAUAGAAGGCAGUCCAAAGUCCCUCAGAGGGCAACCGGCUGAAACUUUACUAAGUGUCACUGGCUUAAAAAUGGCGAACAAAACAGAAGUAGUCAUUGGUAAACCAAUCUCAAAGUCAACUCCUCCUGCUUCUCUUGGUGGACAGACCAUGGAAAACGGAACGAUCAGGCACGGUGAUGACCAUCAGGAAAUUGUUGGGCCAAGUUCACUAAGAAAGAUGGAAUCCAUCGAGACGGGCGGAGAUUUCUUGAAUCUCCCUUCGCGACACCUAGAUACAAGAGUGGAUCGCCAAAAAAGUCAAGGAGAGGUCGGAAAAGAAGAGAAAAUCACAUUUGUCUUCAAAAAUAGAGACUGCCCCUCGACAUCCGAGGAGGAACAUUCCUCUAGAUCCAGACAUUCCAAACGCAUGAUGGCAAUCUCGAGUGAUUCUACUUCCAUUAUUCCUUUAAGGAAUGGGAUUACAGAUUUUCCUCGCUCAAGGAGCAAACGUCGUUCACCAAUACCUGAGAUGCCUGAGCCACAAGAAAAAUUAAAGAGAAAGGAAACAGCGGCAGUGAGCAUCCCGGAAGUAAACAUACCGGAAGUAAAUAUACAUGAAGCGAUUGUUCCGGAAGUAAUCUUACCAAAAGUGUCGAAAGAGUCGAAAAACUCCUCCGCUGUGAUGGAGGAGGUCUCAGCUGAUUCUAAAUUUUGCAACGAAACUCAGUCGGUUUCUCUGGAGUUGUACUCUGAGCCGUUUGAAGGUGAAGAACCUGCCGUGAAAGAAAAAACCGAUAAUUCCACUCAUGGUGAGGGCAAUGUCCUGCUCGAUUCUCAGGCACUUGCUGCAUGUAGCUUGAGUGACACCUGUCUUAUGAAGUGUGACGUUAUAGCUGAAGAGAAAGCCGAUAAGUUAACGACGCACUCGCGUGCCGUGGCCGAGACAAAUGAGCCACCUGGCAAGGACUGCGAAAUUCUGCCCGAUAAAGUAAACACAGUACAACCUGGUAGUUUGGUUACGCUUGAAAGUCAGGAGAUAAUCGGUGAAUAUGACACUCAUCCACGCCCUCCAGCCACAGAUGAAUUUCAUACGAACCACAGCUUGGAAAUUCUGUCGUCAUUCGCUUCUCCUGUUCUUCAGUCGCGGAAAUGCUCCGUGGCAGAUGACUUAGCCUCCGUAAGCACUGCGAAUUCAUUUUCGCUUCGUCUUUCGUCCAGCGAUGGUUGCCUCGACUCUGAUCUGUCCAUGUUGGCCGUUGUUGAGUUAAUGGAGAAAGAAGCUGAUGCCAAAAGCCUGCAAAAAGAAACAGAGACCGAAGCAUUACCUCGCGCGCCUGUGGUACGUCACAGUGAAUCUGAUUUUAUUAAAAUCAAGAGCUUGAAAUCCACUUAUUUACCCAGCCACAAAGAUGAGAAAUCGCCCAACAAGAAAAUACCACGCAGUUCACCGACACAUGGUGAUGAAAUUAAAGAAAAUGAAAUGCCAGAUUCAGACAUUGUCCCUUCCACACCCCCGAGAGAGAAACGGCCGUCCCAGGGUGACUUUAAGACAAAAACGUCAGCCACUCCCUUGUCGACAAGAAAACGCUCGUCUCCUCGAAGGUCACCGUAUUCCAAUGCCCCGGAUGAAGGACUUGUAAUCAUCGACGUUGCAGGACAUGAGCAAGUUUUUGCAAUGUUCCUUAAAGAAUGGCGCAGUCAAACUCGCUUUUCGUUAGCUGUAGCUUGUGAGCGCUUCCUUGAUGACGUCCCCAGAAUAGGAGGACGAUUCAGUAAUGCGCCAACAUCAGAAGGGACCCCGAGGGGCUUGAAGGUGGAAGGAGAGGAUCUAAUGGUGGUCGGAGUUGCGGUGAGCUGGAGCUAUAACGACGCUUAUUACGUUUCUCUCAAAGAGAAUGCUCAGCCGUCGCCCCGUCAACCGGACGACAGUCAGGCUGAGUCAGCGGUUGAUAGUAAUCUGACCCUUGCUCGUCGUGUAAAUGCACUGAAGAGUGUUAUUCAGUCCUUGACAGAACGAGGCCGACUCAUGGUUUGUUUUGAUGUCAAAGAACACUUCAAGACCUUUGCGAGAUCUACCGGGAUCUCUCUCAGUGGACCUGCGGAGGACCCCAAGGUAGCUAGUUGGCUCUUGGAUCCAGGAGCAAAAGAAAAGAACCUUCAUCAGCUUGUAGGAACGCACUUACCUGAGGAGGCACCUCUAUUGGAAGGUAGCGGUGGUGGACUGGGUACAGGAGGUCUGGCUCUAGCAUACCAAUGUCAGCAGAGCGGUCGAGUGAGGGCCUGUGUCGAGUCUGUCUUAGUUCUUUCUUUGAUGAAAAAGCUGAGUCCUUUACUAGAGGCGGAGGAUCUGAUGUUGGCGUUUACUAAGGUGGAGAUGCCAUCUGUGCUGUGCUUGGGUCGCAUGGAGUUAAAUGGCUUAGGGUUCUCAGACACAGAGAGUGAACAUCUAAAGAAUAUCCUACAGGCCAAGCUACGCAGGCUGGAAGAGGAAGCAUACCGACUGGCCAAUCACAGUUUUUCACUGACCAGUCGAGAAGAUGUGGCUCAGGUACUUUUUGUAGAGCUCAAACUGCCACACGACGGCAACUCGGAAGAUGGCCUGGCUACUAAGCGCAAGACGCUAGGCGUGACUCGGCGUGGAACGUCACGUGGUACGAAGCAUCUCAGCACCAACAAAGACGUGCUUGAAAGGCUCAAGCCGCUGCAUCCGCUUCCUGGGCUGAUCAUAGAGUGGCGGCGGAUCAACUCGGCCCUAACUAAGGUGGUGUUUCCAUUACAGAAGGAAAAGUGUUUCAAUCCGAGACUCAACAUGCCACGGAUUCACUCCAUGAGCCAGACGCACACAGCGACUGGACGAGUAUCAUUCGCGGAGCCGAACUUGCAAAACGUCCCCAAAGAUUUUGAUAUCACAUUACCAACAACUAUCGCCGAGAGUCCCCCUCCUGGAGUCUGGGACGAGAAGUCUUCCUCAAAGCGAGGCAGAAGAAGGCGGCAGAGCAUGAUGAAUGUUAAGCCUGGGAUGAAUUCAACAGGAGUGGCUCCAAACUUUUCUGUGAGUAUGCGGAACGCUUUUGUCCCGUUUAAGAANUUUUUUUAUUAUCUGCAAUUUUGGAUUGCCCUCCCACGACAGGUGACACCAAUCUACAUACAAGAUCAAUGGCCCAGUAUAGAUUGGUACCAGUACCUGCGCAUCUUUGAGCGUCUGCCUGCAAACAUACGCCGUGUGGCAGACCUGGUAGGAGUAGAAGAAGGCUUUCUUGCCAGAGCUGUGCGAGGCCGCGUUCUAACGCGCACCGAGGAGCAGCGCCAAUCCCUUGCCGUGCAUCGCCGAUUUUACGCGGCAUUGGCUCUUCAAGAUCUCGUACAUGAAGUACCACUUAAUGUAGUUGCCAGGCGGUACGGAGCAAACCGCGGAAUGCUACAAUCUUUACAAAGUUCUUCUGCAACGUUCGCGGGAAUGGUGACGGUGUUCUGCGAGAAGCUCGGUUGGACCAACAUAGAGAUGCUUCUGUCGCAGUUCCAGAGCCGUUUAUCUUUUGGCGUCGAGCGAGAGCUUUGUGACCUGGUACGAAUAUCGCUUUUAAAUGCCGCGCGUGCGCGUAUGCUGUACAACGCUGGCUACCACACCAUGGCUUCCGUUGCAGCAGGGCCUCCGUCUGAAAUCGAGAAUAUCUUGCACAACGCUGCGCCAUUUGUCAGCGGACGCAAGCGAGGUCAGGAGACUGAGACCGAGGUACGUGAACGUAGCGAGGCACGGGUGAUUUGGGUCGCAGGGAGGAGAGGGCUCACUGAAGGAGCGGCUGCAAAGCUCAUUGUUGGUGAGGCAAAGCAACUGUUACAAGCUGAUGUGGCGCAGCUCGGAAUUCAGUGGAAACCGUCAGAGAUUGGAGAAAAUACUGGAGGUCAAGGCAGUCGAGAUCAAUUGAAUUCUUCCGGCGUGAUAGAAGGCAGUCCAAAGUCCCUCAGAGGGCAACCGGCUGAAACUUUACUAAGUGUCACUGGCUUAAAAAUGGCGAACAAAACAGAAGUAGUCAUUGGUAAACCAAUCUCAAAGUCAACUCCUCCUGCUUCUCUUGGUGGACAGACCAUGGAAAACGGAACGAUCAGGCACGGUGAUGACCAUCAGGAAAUUGUUGGGCCAAGUUCACUAAGAAAGAUGGAAUCCAUCGAGACGGGCGGAGAUUUCUUGAAUCUCCCUUCGCGACACCUAGAUACAAGAGUGGAUCGCCAAAAAAGUCAAGGAGAGGUCGGAAAAGAAGAGAAAAUCACAUUUGUCUUCAAAAAUAGAGACUGCCCCUCGACAUCCGAGGAGGAACAUUCCUCUAGAUCCAGACAUUCCAAACGCAUGAUGGCAAUCUCGAGUGAUUCUACUUCCAUUAUUCCUUUAAGGAAUGGGAUUACAGAUUUUCCUCGCUCAAGGAGCAAACGUCGUUCACCAAUACCUGAGAUGCCUGAGCCACAAGAAAAAUUAAAGAGAAAGGAAACAGCGGCAGUGAGCAUCCCGGAAGUAAACAUACCGGAAGUAAAUAUACAUGAAGCGAUUGUUCCGGAAGUAAUCUUACCAAAAGUGUCGAAAGAGUCGAAAAACUCCUCCGCUGUGAUGGAGGAGGUCUCAGCUGAUUCUAAAUUUUGCAACGAAACUCAGUCGGUUUCUCUGGAGUUGUACUCUGAGCCGUUUGAAGGUGAAGAACCUGCCGUGAAAGAAAAAACCGAUAAUUCCACUCAUGGUGAGGGCAAUGUCCUGCUCGAUUCUCAGGCACUUGCUGCAUGUAGCUUGAGUGACACCUGUCUUAUGAAGUGUGACGUUAUAGCUGAAGAGAAAGCCGAUAAGUUAACGACGCACUCGCGUGCCGUGGCCGAGACAAAUGAGCCACCUGGCAAGGACUGCGAAAUUCUGCCCGAUAAAGUAAACACAGUACAACCUGGUAGUUUGGUUACGCUUGAAAGUCAGGAGAUAAUCGGUGAAUAUGACACUCAUCCACGCCCUCCAGCCACAGAUGAAUUUCAUACGAACCACAGCUUGGAAAUUCUGUCGUCAUUCGCUUCUCCUGUUCUUCAGUCGCGGAAAUGCUCCGUGGCAGAUGACUUAGCCUCCGUAAGCACUGCGAAUUCAUUUUCGCUUCGUCUUUCGUCCAGCGAUGGUUGCCUCGACUCUGAUCUGUCCAUGUUGGCCGUUGUUGAGUUAAUGGAGAAAGAAGCUGAUGCCAAAAGCCUGCAAAAAGAAACAGAGACCGAAGCAUUACCUCGCGCGCCUGUGGUACGUCACAGUGAAUCUGAUUUUAUUAAAAUCAAGAGCUUGAAAUCCACUUAUUUACCCAGCCACAAAGAUGAGAAAUCGCCCAACAAGAAAAUACCACGCAGUUCACCGACACAUGGUGAUGAAAUUAAAGAAAAUGAAAUGCCAGAUUCAGACAUUGUCCCUUCCACACCCCCGAGAGAGAAACGGCCGUCCCAGGGUGACUUUAAGACAAAAACGUCAGCCACUCCCUUGUCGACAAGAAAACGCUCGUCUCCUCGAAGGUCACCGUAUUCCAAUGCCCCGGAUGAAGGACUUGUAAUCAUCGACGUUGCAGGACAUGAGCAAGUUUUUGCAAUGUUCCUUAAAGAAUGGCGCAGUCAAACCCGCUUUUCGUUAGCUGUAGCUUGUGAGCGCUUCCUUGAUGACGUCCCCAGAAUAGGAGGACGAUUCAGUAAUGCGCCAACAUCAGAAGGGACCCCGAGGGGCUUGAAGGUGGAAGGAGAGGAUCUAAUGGUGGUCGGAGUUGCGGUGAGCUGGAGCUAUAACGACGCUUAUUACGUUUCUCUCAAAGAGAAUGCUCAGCCGUCGCCCCGUCAACCAGACGACAGUCAGGCUGAGUCAGCGGUUGAUAGUAAUCUGACCCUUGCUCGUCGUGUAAAUGCACUGAAGAGUGUUAUUCAGUCCUUGACAGAACGAGGCCGACUCAUGGUUUGUUUUGAUGUCAAAGAACACUUCAAGACCUUUGCGAGAUCUACCGGGAUCUCUCUCAGUGGACCUGCGGAGGACCCCAAGGUAGCUAGUUGGCUCUUGGAUCCAGGAGCAAAAGAAAAGAACCUUCAUCAGCUUGUAGGAACGCACUUACCUGAGGAGGCACCUCUAUUGGAAGGUAGCGGUGGUGGACUGGGUACAGGAGGUCUGGCUCUAGCAUACCAAUGUCAGCAGAGCGGUCGAGUGAGGGCCUGUGUCGAGUCUGUCUUAGUUCUUUCUUUGAUGAAAAAGCUGAGUCCUUUACUAGAGGCGGAGGAUCUGAUGUUGGCGUUUACUAAGGUGGAGAUGCCAUCUGUGCUGUGCUUGGGUCGCAUGGAGUUAAAUGGCUUAGGGUUCUCAGACACAGAGAGUGAACAUCUAAAGAAUAUCCUACAGGCCAAGCUACGCAGGCUGGAAGAGGAAGCAUACCGACUGGCCAAUCACAGUUUUUCACUGACCAGUCGAGAAGAUGUGGCUCAGGUACUUUUUGUAGAGCUCAAACUGCCACACGACGGCAACUCGGAAGAUGGCCUGGCUACUAAGCGCAAGACGCUAGGCGUGACUCGGCGUGGAACGUCACGUGGUACGAAGCAUCUCAGCACCAACAAAGACGUGCUUGAAAGGCUCAAGCCGCUGCAUCCGCUUCCUGGGCUGAUCAUAGAGUGGCGGCGGAUCAACUCGGCCCUAACUAAGGUGGUGUUUCCAUUACAGAAGGAAAAGUGUUUCAAUCCGAGACUCAACAUGCCACGGAUUCACUCCAUGAGCCAGACGCACACAGCGACUGGACGAGUAUCAUUCGCGGAGCCGAACUUGCAAAACGUCCCCAAAGAUUUUGAUAUCACAUUACCAACAACUAUCGCCGAGAGUCCCCCUCCUGGAGUCUGGGACGAGAAGUCUUCCUCAAAGCGAGGCAGAAGAAGGCGGCAGAGCAUGAUGAAUGUUAAGCCUGGGAUGAAUUCAACAGGAGUGGCUCCAAACUUUUCUGUGAGUAUGCGGAACGCUUUUGUCCCGUUUAAGAAUGGCGUGCUGCUUGCCGCUGACUAUUCUCAGCUAGAACUGAGGCUCAUCGCCCACCUCGCCAACGAUGCACGUCUGCGCAAGAUUCUCAACGGGGGAGGUGACGUGUUCAGAAUGGUCGCAGGCGAACUUUAUCGAGCGCCCGCGGAGACCAUUAAAGAUAACCAGCGACAACACGCUAAACAGGUAUGUUAUGGGAUCAUAUAUGGUAUUGGCGCCAAAGCGCUUGGAGAGCAGCUUGGAUUGGCUGAAGAGGAAGCCGCCUUGUUUAUUGACAAGUUCACGUCGUGCUUUGUUGGGGUGAAGAAGUAUUUGAAAGAGACAGUCGAGCAGUGCAAGAAACAAGGCUUUGUGAAGACAGUUACCGGAAGAAAAAGAUUCCUUCCGGGGAUUAACUCACCAAACACGCAUGCGCACAGUCAGGCAGCCAGACAAGCUGUUAACACCACGGUGCAAGGGUCAGCGGCAGAUUUGGUGAAGACAGCCAUGGUUAACAUUGACAAGAGGUUAACUAAGGAGUUCCCAUCGUGUGUUAUGACGCAUAGACAUUCCCACCCGGAUUUGCAGUCUAGUAGAAGCAAAAUCCGGGGGAGACCUUCAAAGUGCAAUGUCCCACCACCUGUUGGAGGGUAUUUUGUUUUGCAGCUUCAUGAUGAGCUUAUAUUUGAGGUUUCGGUGAACGAAUUAAGAAGCGUGGCGCAGCUUGUUAAAACUGAAAUGGAGGACGCCAUGAAACUCUCCGUUGUUACACCUGUUAAAAUGAAGGCUGGUCCUUCUUGGGGAAACAUGGCAGAAUUUGAAUUAUAAAUCCCCGUAUUGUUUCUAACCGAAAGCGAUUCACAACAAAAAUUAUUAAUCGACUGAAAAGAAAUCAUUUAUAAGUUAUUCGUCAAACGUUAUUGAAUGAAUAGCGAGGGAAACAGGUUGUAAAAGGCGGACUUGUGCCCAGUGAUUCCUCCGAGGGGUACAACGAGAAGCACUGGUAGCGUGUUUGAAAGGGUGAGCUAAGGUGGAGAAAUGUCUGAUUGAAGAGUUGACUUAUUACUCGACCAGUUAGCGUAUAUAUUAGGCUGUAUACAAUUAUGUCCUACACUUUUUUAACUUCUUGACUAUGAACAAAUUGUUCUAAUGUGUAUAAUGAAUACAAUCAAAGAUAGCACUGAAAAUUUAUGAAUAUACGAACAGCUAUUUAUUUAUUGUCAGAAUGGGUUUCACGCAAUUCAAUAGAGAAGCAUUACAUGAACUUAA
This is a messenger RNA of Orbicella faveolata, 11196 nucleotides long. RefSeq names its product DNA polymerase theta-like. Lineage: Eukaryota; Metazoa; Cnidaria; Anthozoa; Scleractinia; Merulinidae. Gene Ontology annotation, molecular function: DNA binding; ATP binding; DNA-directed DNA polymerase activity. The record is from RefSeq and is a predicted model, not a curated record. Gene Ontology annotation, biological process: double-strand break repair via alternative nonhomologous end joining; DNA-templated DNA replication.